Vespula vulgaris is the source of this 1649-nucleotide messenger RNA. Its product is annotated as DNA polymerase delta subunit 2-like. Gene Ontology annotation, biological process: DNA replication; DNA strand elongation involved in DNA replication. Gene Ontology annotation, molecular function: DNA binding. Lineage: Eukaryota; Metazoa; Arthropoda; Insecta; Hymenoptera; Vespidae. The coding region runs from base 240 to 1619 and encodes 459 amino acids. The transcript has 6 exons. The record is from RefSeq and is a predicted model, not a curated record. Gene Ontology annotation, cellular component: delta DNA polymerase complex.
AUUGAACUGUCUAUAUUGCAUACAUCUAAAGGAAACACUAGUAUUUGAUAUUUUGAUAAAAUUAAAUUAUGCUUGUAUCAUUACGAGUUUCAACUUAAACUCUUCCGGUUUUCCUUUAAAAAAAGUUAUGGACGAUAUAGUAAUGGCGGGAAAGAAGGAAAAUCGCAUACCAGAAGAGCGAACGUUAGUUGACAGUGAAUUAUCGAAAAAUCUAUAUCUUAUUCUUAUGUUCAUUGAAAAUGGUUCAUACGACGUCGAACAAUGAUAAAAAUGUAAUUAAAAAUGAGGAAAACGAAAGUGUGGAUGUUCUUGAAAGGAAAUCUGUCGUAUACAAAGAUUUGUCUUCUACCUUGGUACAAGAGAUAAGCGAUUACUCGAAACAGUUUGCACAUAUUUAUGCAGCUAGACUUGCAGAACUUGGAGAAGUUUUGACAUCAAGAGUUCAGGCAAAAUGGAACGAUGUUCGACUCUUAAAAUUAGCAGAUUUAGAGGAUUUUGAGGGAGAAACCUGCGUUAUAAUUGGGACGUUAUACAAACAUCAGCAAUGGAAACCAUCAAUUUUACAGGAGCUUAGCGAAGAACAUCAAUUGUCGUUACCAGCUUCAAGAUCUGAUUAUUGUUCUGAAAAGGAUCAGGUAUUCUUAGAAGAUGAAAUGCUACGUAUUAAAUUAGUUGGUAAAUUAGUUGACCUUGAGAGUAUUGUCACUGGCGUAGUUUGUGCGGUAUUAGGAAGCGAAGAGAAGGAUGGUACGUUUCAAGUAAAAGACUGGUGUUUCCCUGGUUGUGUGCCUAAAACUAUAGUAAGUUCAAGUUCAAAUUCAAAUGGAAAGAUCGUCCUAAUAUCUGGAUUAAAUUUUAUUCAAAAUUCGGACGACUUGGCGAUGGAAUUAUUUCGUGAAUGGAUCUGUGGAAUGGCUGGUAAUGUAAAAGCUCAGAAGGAGGAAGCUUCUGUCGUACGGCUUAUCAUAGCAGGCAAUGCUAUUAGCAACAAUGAAAAGGAAUAUAUACAUAAAAACAUGUCAGAGUUAAAAGUAGAAGAGAGUAUACAUGCAAAAGACACUGUCAGUGCAACGCAAAAAUUGGAUGAUUUUCUUUCUGAUAUUGCAAAAUGCUGCUGUGUAACUUUAUUACCAGGCCAAUACGAUCCUACCAAUAGAAUGUUGCCGCAAAGACCGCUCCAUCCUUGUUUGUUACCUAAAUCAUCCAAACUUGGAAGUUUUCAAGGUGGUUCUAAUCCUUGGAUCAGUCAAAUUGACAAACGUAUGAUAAUGGGAUCAAGUGGUCAACCUCUCGAAGAUAUAAAGAAAGCUGCUGGUUCUAAAGAUAUAUCUCCAAUAGAAUGGCUAGAAAAAACUAUUAUUUGGAGACACAUGUGUCCAACUGCACCAGACACAUUACCAGCCUAUCCAUUUUAUAAAAAAGAUUUAUUUAUAAUGAAACAUUGUCCUGACAUAUAUUUCACAGGGAAUGCCGAUAAAUACGAAACGAAAUUGUGGAAAGGCGAGCAGAACCAAGUGAUCAGGCUGAUCUCUAUUCCACAAUUCUCAUCAUCUCAUACUGCUGUUUUAGUAGACCUGGAAAGUCUUGAUACAGAGCUGAUUCAUUUUGGAAUAGAAUGAAUAAGAUUGUUAUAUAUUUCUCCUUUCUUU